GCUGCACCAACAACUACAGCUGCAAUAACUACAACUACUGAUGCACCAACCACAACUACUGCUGCACCAACUACAACUACGGCUGCAACAACCACUACAGCUGCACUAACUACAACUACUGAUGCACCAACCACAACUACUGCUGCACCAACUACAACUACUGCUGCACAAACAACUACAGCUGCACUAACUACAACUGCUGCACCAACAACUACAGCUGCACUAACUACAACUACUGAUGCACCAACCACAACUACUGCUGCACCAACUACAACUACGGCUGCAACAACCACUACAGCUGCACUAACUACAACUACCGAUGCACCAACCACAACUACUGCUGCACCAACAACUACAGUUGCACCAACUACAACUACUGCUGCACCAACAACUACAGCUGCACAAACUACAACUACUGCCUCACCAAAUACAACUACUGCCACACCAACAACUACAGCUGCACCAACUACAACUACUGCUGCACCAACAACAAUUACUGCUGCACCAACUACAACUACAGCUUCAACAACAACAACUACUGCUGCACCAACUACAACUACUACUGCUGCACCAACUACAACUACUGCUGCACCAACAACUACAGCUGCACCAACUACAACUACUGCUGCACCAACCACAACUACUGAUGCACCAACUACAACUACUGCUGCACAAACAACUACAGCUGCACUGACUACAACUACUACUGCACCAACUACAACUACUGCUGCACCAACAACUACAGCUGCACCAACUACAACUACUGCUGCACCAACUACAACUACUGCUGCACCAACAACAAUUACAGCUGCACCAACUACAACUACUGCUGCACCAACCACAAUUACAGCUGCACCAACUACAACUACUGCUGCACCAACCACAACUACUGAUGCACAAACAACUACAGCUGCACUGACUACAACUACAGCUGCACCAACUACAACUACUGCUGCACCAACAACUACUGCUGCACCAACAACUACAGCCACACUAACUACAACUACUGCUGCACCAACUACAACUGCUACACCAACAACUACAGCUGCACUAACUACAACAGCUGCCACACCAACAACUACAGCUUGUUUCACCAACUACAACGACUGCUGCACCAACCACAACUACUGCUGCACCAACUACAGCUACCGCUGCACCAACUAG
Molecule: messenger RNA, 1164 nt
Organism: Cololabis saira (Pacific saury)
Lineage: Eukaryota; Metazoa; Chordata; Actinopteri; Beloniformes; Belonidae
Product: mucin-5AC-like
Exons: 3
Source: RefSeq, a predicted model, not a curated record